Pseudovirgaria hyperparasitica is the source of this 1347-nucleotide messenger RNA. RefSeq lists its product as uncharacterized. Lineage: Eukaryota; Fungi; Ascomycota; Dothideomycetes; Acrospermales; Acrospermaceae. The transcript is spliced from 3 exons. The coding region runs from base 411 to 1127 and encodes 238 amino acids. The record is from RefSeq and is a predicted model, not a curated record.
GUAUUUCUAUUUUAUCUCCCACUGUUUGGCUAGUUCAAGUUUCUAGUAUGAUUGAGUCAUGAUCUACUCAAAAGAAAAGAAAGAUUACGACAAGUAGGCGAUAUUGAGAUGACUAUGGUUUAGUAUAAAUUAAUAGACCUGAGGGCUCACUAUGGUCUCCACUCUCAUCUGGAUUCUGAAAGCGCCUCCGGUCAGGAAUCUGUAACUGAACUGUCAGCAUGCUGAACUACCCGUAUUCACUUCAAGGAGAUUUUGAAGCAUUCCUAAAUGCUUCACAUGAAACAAGCAUAAGCGUGACUUCGACUCUCGCCUUUUGACAACUCAAGUACUUAAGACGGUUUCCCGUUAUACCUCCCUCAUAGAUCUAUCGAACAUACCUCCUUCACGACCACAUCUCAAAUACUGGUGAGAUGUCAUCGCCUCGAACUCCAUCAAAGGGAACAGUUCGGGAUCUCAAUCUCAGUUCUAUGUCCAAUCGAGGCACCUCAUCCCCAAGCUCGCCAUUGGCACCUAACAAUCGCACAAACCGUGUUUCAAAGCACAAUGGCAAACACAAGUCGAUCCCUAAUCAGGCACAUCAAGAUUCAGGAUCUUCAACACGUACGGAUAACAUACUGACUCCAAUUGUCAAUCUCAUCAUCACGGGAACCUCUGGAGAAACGAGAGUGUUUCAGGCUCACGCUGGUCAACUCUGUGAAAAGUCUCCCACUCUCCAUAACCUACUCGCCGCAGCUGCGGACUCGGGCGUCAGCGACCUCAAAUACUACGCCAACCCAGUCUUAUUCGCGAUUUGGAUCGCAUGGUCAUACCAUGGGACCUUGAAGUAUACCCCGUCAUCUCCAUCGGCUGAUAGCGCCUUCGGCCUCCUAUUAGACCUGUACCUACUCGGAUGGAAGCUCAAAGUCAAGGAUUUCAUGGAUAAAGUCGUUGAGGAAAUCUGCGCCUACAGCGCCCGCUCUAAUACGUGCCCAAUGCGAACAUUGUCAAUCGAAUCUACAAGGAGACUCCGACUAGUCUGCCUCUCAGGAAGCUUGUGGUCGAGCAGUGGGUUGUGGGUCUGGCACACACAGAUAUGGAUUGGGAGAGCGACAGCAGCCUGCCACCGAGGUUUCUCUAUGACUGUAUGACGCGGCUCAUAGCCCUACGCAAAAGUGGCAUUCAGAGUCCAGACGGUUACCCAUAUGAGUACCAUGUCCCUCAGAGUGAAUUACUACCUGGCAGCAUCAAUGCUGGUCCACGUAUGGUAAUCGACUUAACCGAGUAGGGUGUAGAAAUUUCUUUGGCAGGUCGUUUCGAAGAUGUGGAAAUCAUUACUUAAGCGUCCAGCGAAAGCACGAAGAGCACAAU